UUAACAGAAACCGGAAGGGAGUGGAGGGCUCGAGACGAACAAGACAAGCUAACAACAUGGCGUUAGGAGAUGCGUGGAAACAAAUAUCUUGGUUUUACUAUCAGUAUCUUCUUGUAACGGCGUUGUACAUGUUGGAGCCUUGGGAGAGGACCAUUUUCAAUUCUCUCCUGAUCUCAGUAGCAGCCAUGGCUGUAUACACUGGUUUCGUGUUUAUGCCUCAGCACAUCAUGGCCAUUUUAAACUACUUUGAAGUGAUUCAAUGACCUGCACUCCAACCCUUCAGGAUGCCUCAAGGUUUCCCCCUGGUGGUUUGAAACAGGAGUUCUCCAGCCUGAUUUAUUUCUCGUUUAAAUUGUUGAACUGAAACAGGGGAAACCCAAUGCUGAGCAGGCAGAGGAGUCUUAUAAACCAGUCCAUUGUAUCAUCUCUGGCUAUGGACCCUGUAUGAGUGCACAACCUCCGAGACUCUAAGUACAUACUGACCUGUUAGUAAAUGGGGCCCUGAUAGUCAGCGAUCAUUGUGUAUAAAAUGCUGCAGUUUUUAUAAUACUUUUUUCUUUGUGGCAGUGGUUUAUUGAGAAUGCUAAAUAUUUCUGAUGAUAAAUGUGUAUAUUUCAGUGUAUACAUAUUUGUAAAUGGUUUAUAAAAAUUUAUUUUGACUGGUGAUUAAAUGAUUGUUUGCCACAGUGGAGCAUUGUAUACAUUGUAUAGAACUUGUAUUUUUUGAUGGCCUUCUGUGUGGGUCAGUGCAGAGUUGUGCCUGUACAGUAAAUUGAUUCAGGCUGCUAUUUUAAAACUAAACUGGGUGAUAACACAAAUGGCUCUUUCUCCAUGCAUAUUAAUAAAAUUAAAAACACACAUUUCAGCUUAAACCUGUUUUACUUUGUUUAACCUAGAUUUUCUUUUAGAUACCUUUACAGAAGUUUUAAGUUAUUUAUUUAUCUUCAUGGAGUGUUUUUUGUGUACUUUUUACCAUGUUACUGUCAUUUUGGCUGAAAGGCAAAUCUCUUUGGAAAUGUUUAGCCUCCCAAUUCUCAAGGUUAAUGAUCUGACACGCACUAAAAGAGGAAUUUGUUUUUGAUGUGGUUAUCAGUCAGGAAACUAUAGUUUAGUCUGCGAGGACUAAAAUUCCUACACUAUGCUUCAAUAAACAUACUUUAUUAAAUCUU
Tachysurus vachellii is the source of this 1169-nucleotide messenger RNA. RefSeq names its product serine palmitoyltransferase, small subunit A (gene sptssa). The record is from RefSeq and is a predicted model, not a curated record. Gene Ontology annotation, cellular component: serine palmitoyltransferase complex. The coding region runs from base 57 to 263 and encodes 68 amino acids. Gene Ontology annotation, molecular function: serine C-palmitoyltransferase activity. NCBI's taxonomy places the organism in Eukaryota, Metazoa, Chordata, Actinopteri, Siluriformes, Bagridae. The transcript has 2 exons. Gene Ontology annotation, biological process: ceramide biosynthetic process.